GAUACCGCGCGGCAAUUCAUACAUACAUCUAGUGCCGAGGAGAAAUAUAAGUUCUUUAUGAAGGGUACACAGCUCACGCAAUUAAGUGAAGAUUACGAAUUAAUUCGCGAGAGCAUUGAAUCUAUUCAUAAUAUUAUGAAGAGAAAGAAGGAACUGUUACCUGAACUUCUCAAAGAAGCAAAGGAUGCCGAAAUGAAAUAUAAGGAGAUGCAAAAGGCUAGAGAAUUGGAGGUGACUGUUCCACGGUUAAAGAAUGAAAUGGCCUGGGCACAAGUUGAUGAAAUUGAAGAUCAAGUAGAAGAAGCUGCAAGACAAGUCGACAGAGCGAAAUUACGUCUACCUGCUGUCGAGGUAGAAUUAACAAAAGCCACCGCCGAUCUCCAAGAGGUCAAUGAAGCCAUUAGUGGAUUAGAACGACAAAUUCAUGAACAAGCAGAAGCAGCGCAACCGCUUCAGGAUAAAAAGAAAGAAAUAGCUGAUGCGAUAAAAGAGAAUAGACGUCAGCUGCAGAGUAUUCAG
Messenger RNA from Paraglomus occultum, 519 nucleotides. The record is from the annotation of a GenBank genome assembly. NCBI's taxonomy places the organism in Eukaryota, Fungi, Glomeromycota, Glomeromycetes, Paraglomerales, Paraglomeraceae.